UAUAAGAAACAGAGAUCUUGAUCGUUAGAUGCAUAUAUCAACUUUCUCUCUCUCUCUCUGAAGAUCUUCUCUGCAACUGUUUGAUUUGCUUGUGAAGAUUGCUUUGCAAGAAAGUGGGGCAAAAGAUGAUUUUGAGAUUGUCUCUUCCUCUGAUCUUGCUUUUGUUUAUAGUUCCUCAAUCAAUUCAAGGUUCCAUCUUCAAAACGUUCUCAAAUACGCUAUCUCCCAAAUAUCCUCCUUACUCAUUCGUCUUCCCUCUCUCCGGCAAUGUCUUCCCUCUCGGAUAUUACUCGGUCUCUCUUCAAAUAGGAAAUCCUCCAAAGGACUUUACCUUUGAUGUUGAUACUGGCAGUGAUCUCACAUGGGUUCAAUGCGAUGCUCCUUGCUCUGGUUGCACUGUGCGUACUGAACUUCAGUACAAGCCUAAGUCAAACACUGUCCCAUGCUCAGACUCAAUUUGCUCAGCUCUACACUGGCCUCAGAAGCCUGAAUGUCUAAACCCGAAAGAGCAAUGAGACUACGAGGUUGAAUAUGCUGAUCAAGGUUCAUCAAUGGGUGCACUUGUUGUUGAUCAGUUUUCUUUAAAACUCCUAGACGGCUCGUCUUUUGUACCUCGCUUAGCAUUCGGGUGUGGUUAUGAUCAGCAUUACCCUAGUGCACAUCCUCCACCUGCUACUGUUGGAGUUUUGGGGCUUGGGAAAGGGAAAAUCAGCAUCUUGGCACAGCUUGUCUCGGCCAGACUAACUAGAAAUGUGUUUGGUCAUUGCUUAAGCUCUAAAGGCGGAGGCUUUUUGUUCUUUGGAGACAAUGUAAUUCCUUCUACUGGUGUAUCCUGGACAACAUUAGCGUCACCUAACAACCACUACACAACUGGACCAGCCGAGCUUCUUUACAACAGGAAGCCAACAGGUUUAAAUGGCCUCAAACUCAUCUUUGAUUCUGGAAGCUCCUAUACUUAUUUCAACAGCAAGACAUACCAAGCAAUAGUUAACCUGAUUGGAAAUGACCUGAAAGGUAAACCGUUGAAGGAUGUGAAAGAGGAUAAGACUUUAGCAAUAUGUUGGAAAGGAGCUAAGCCUUUGAAAUCUGUUCUUGAGGUCAAAAACUUGUUCAAGACCUUAACAAUCAACUUUAAGAAUGGCAGAAAAAACUCUCAGCUCCAGAUUCCACCCGAGUCUUAUCUCAUCGUCUCUAAAACUGGGAACGUCUGUUUGGGAAUACUCAAUGGAAGUGAAGUAGGAUUACAAGACUCUAACGUAAUCGGAGAUAUAUCUAUGCAAGGGACUAUGGUAAUCUACGACAAUGAGAAACAGCAGCUCGGAUGGGUUUCUGCUGAUUGCGAUAAACUUCCCAAGUGAUGAUAGAUUGAACGAUUCACCAUAUUAUAUAACUUCAUAGUUUGAAAUUUUCACAAAUAAAACAAUUGAGUGACCAAACAUAGGACUAAUUCACUAGAAUAUACCGGAAGUAUUACUAAACUAUACCGUGCGACUUUUUGAUACAAGGAAAUGUGAGAAAAAAUAUAUAAAUUCCAUAGUUCUUAUAAUUCUUACACUGGUCGAAUACUCAAAUACAUCAUCAUAUAACGUAACGUAUCGACAGCUCAAGAAAGGUUUCAUGUUCUCUCAGGGGCGGAUCUAGAAACAAAUAUAACUAGGGACACAAAAAUUAUUUCAUUACAUUUUAGUACGAUUGCUUGGAAUGAGAGUUUAUUAGUGUCAUGAAAAAUGAGAUUGUCAAACAUGUGGAUUAACCGGAUAAUGCAAUGCGUCAUAUUAGUAAAAUAUCAUGUCUUAUUCAAUGGUCAACCAAAAGGA
This is a messenger RNA of Brassica oleracea var. oleracea, 1817 nucleotides long. Its product is annotated as aspartic proteinase Asp1. Gene Ontology annotation, biological process: proteolysis. The transcript has 8 exons. Gene Ontology annotation, molecular function: aspartic-type endopeptidase activity. Lineage: Eukaryota; Viridiplantae; Streptophyta; Magnoliopsida; Brassicales; Brassicaceae. The record is from RefSeq and is a predicted model, not a curated record.